AUGCAAUGGCAUGAUUCAUCGUUACGAAGUUAUUUUUUGCAUUCACUAAAUAUUGAUGUGAAACAGGCUGCAAUCCGCAAUUCAGGUCUCCCUGUAUUUGCACAGCAACUUGAAGAAAGUCGUAGUUCUUACAGGUCUAUUAUCUGUCAUCGAGCUCCUCCAAGAUCGGUAACUAUUGAUUCGCUGGCCGUUCCACCAGCUCAGUUUGACUGGAAUCAUUUUGGUCUAACAAAUCCUCUGAAAACAGAAUGUGCUGUCUCUUCUGCAUUACUCGAUUUGGAUUUUCUGGCAUCGACGAGUACUUCUGGUACUACAAGUAGUGGAGAACUGAUAAAAGUACUGAAUUGCUUAUUGAAAAAUAGCGAUAAAGAACGGAAGUACACACCAGUGAGCGAACUUUCUCUCGAUGCUCGAGCUCUCCAUGAUCAAUUGCCAGACCUUGACUACAUGUUAUCUAAUGUUUUGCUUUUCCCGGUCAUAAAUCGUUGA
Thelazia callipaeda (thelaziosis nematode) is the source of this 489-nucleotide messenger RNA. NCBI's taxonomy places the organism in Eukaryota, Metazoa, Nematoda, Chromadorea, Rhabditida, Thelaziidae. The record is from the annotation of a GenBank genome assembly.